Molecule: messenger RNA, 7070 nt
Organism: Paramuricea clavata
Lineage: Eukaryota; Metazoa; Cnidaria; Anthozoa; Malacalcyonacea; Plexauridae
Source: the annotation of a GenBank genome assembly
AUGUCUUUAAAAUACACAGUCGUGUUAGUGUGGCUUAUUUGUUUGUCUUUCAAAGUGGUUUUGACUGGUUGUGAAGUGUCUUUGGUGAAUCGAAAUGUUACAGACAGCUUCCGUGUUGGGGAAGAUGGUUGUACGAAUGAUGGAACUGUUUGUACGGAUUUCGGUGCAGUAUGUCGUCAGUCAGAUGGUUUGUGUUUGUGCACUGGUAAUGAACCUAAUUUUCGAAAACCUACUAGUAAAGUUUAUGGCUGUUUAAGCAGUGAGAGUAUCCACGCUGGAUUUGGUGAGGGCUUAUAGUUAAUUUCAAAUAUACAGCCGAACAUUUAAAUUUGUUUCACAAUCUUCGUCUACUAUUAAGCGAUCUAUUAAUGUUUUCGACAUGAUGCACAAUAUUAUUUAUACAACAGUCUAUUCUGAAACACACAAAUCUUGACGUAAGUACUAGGCUAUUGUAGCUGUGGUAAGGCCGUCGAUGUUAGGGUUCGGCAACCUAAUUCUCCGUAGUAAAAUCUGAGUUGAACGAGCGAAGGACGCAUACGACUCAUAUCGAUCUGGUAUACUGCAGAAUGGAAGGAUUACCCACCCUGGCAAGAAGUUCUCUUUCGGUAGAGCGUCGACUAACUCUUUUCACAUAAGUGUCAUGAGUCCCUUGAUCUUAUGAUCUCAAACUGAGAAGUGAAGUCGCUUUCACUGACGACUGUGUUAGUUAUUUUUGGCCAAAAGUAAUGUACCUGCGAUAAGGGUUAAUUCCUAGACAUGAAAAUUGAAAUAUCUCAAUUUAGAUAGACUAAAUCUUUUAUAACUUGUGGCAUGAUUUGGGGAUAAUAAUUUGAAAUCACUUCAUCCUGGAAAUCUUCUAGGUCCGCUAGGUAGAAUGAAACCUAAGGCGCUUUCCAUUGAAUGGCCUGACCGGUCAGACCUGAAUUUUUGUCUCGGUAUCAAUGGAAAGAUCUGGUCUAUGUUUCUCAAAUAUCUAGCAAAAUUGGACAUUCUAAUUUUACCUAAAUUUUCGGGUCAGAUAGGUCCGAAGCCCAGACGUUUUGUGUUCCAUUCAACAAUUUAAUCGGUCUGGCCGUGUUAAUGGAAAGCGUCCCCAGAGAAGAAAAUUUGUCAAUAUUUGUCAACUUUUAGUUCAUCCUGCUCAAAUAAUCUUAUUUCGUAUCUCGUGUAAAUAUAAGAGGAAACUUGAACUGUGCAUUCCGCCCUUUUCAACUUAUACCAUACAGCCACCAAGAUCCAGCCACGCCAUUCAUUCAUUCAAACGGAGCAUCGACGAGUUGUACUUUAACGAAAGCCCUGGCAAAGUUUCCAAACAACGCCAACUAUAUUGAUCAGCCAUGGUUGAAUGAAACUUACGUUGAUUUAAGAGUCUCAAACGAAAAAUUAGAUUUUAAGGUAUGGAAAUCAGAGACAAAGAUCAUGUUUUUUCUUUAACUGUAUUUAAAAUUUGUUUGUUUUCCUCUUCUAGUGGAAAAUAUCAGUUCCAUCCUUGCAAGGCACUAUAAUUACGCUAAGUCUCUUCUGUACCUUGGGCUCAAAUAGUUCCACAACAAAAUGCCUACGAGCGAAGGUUCUUGGCACAUGGCCAGCAGGUAAACGGAUGCGUUUUAUAGGUCCAGCAUUAUUUGCAUUCAAAAUUUUAAAUUCACUUUAGUACUCACGUACGUAUUACCAUGGAUUUAAUUCAUGCGCCUACCAUAAAUAUGAAAAUAUCAGAUAUAAAAUAAAAGCGUUCUGAUUAAAUAGUGCAUCACCCUUAUACACAAUUUUAAACCGUACAUUUCCAAUCUGAUUCAUCUUCAACUAUAUAAACAAUUUACAAUUAAACGAAAAAUCUCACAACUUGUCAACAAGAUGUGUUCGCAACAGGCUUGUAGCAAGCUUGUCAACAAGUUGUAACAAUGCUGUUAUUUAUCAAGUUGCUACAAAGUUGUCAUUCUCAACUUGUUGACAAAUUGUUAAAUUGCAGGACGAUAGCAAGUUGUUGGAACAACUUGUAACAAGUCUGUCGAGUUCAACAACCUUGUAGCAAGUUGUCAACAAGCCGUUGGCAACUUGUUAACCAGCUGCGCUAAAACAAUCAGUGCGAACACAUGCAUCCUGUUGACAAGUUCUUGUUAGCAAGUCGUCAAUAAACUAUUGACAAUUUGUCAACAACUGACCUCUGUAGCUCAGUUGGUUAGCGCGAUGAACUGGAAUUGCAGGGUCGCAGGUUAGAUUCCUGUCAGGGACAUGUAGUUGGAUUUUUAGCAGCUGUUCCUGGUUAGGUCUAAUAAAUGUAUAUAAAUUUCCACUCAACUAUAUUAUUCAAACGAGUGAGAUGCCAACAAAAUCUUAAGCGGUGAGAGCACAUCCUGUUGACAAGUUGUUGGAAUAACAUUGCCACAAGUCUGCUGCAGAGGUUUGUUACAACUUGUGCGUUUUUAUGUGUAUAGAUGAAUCACAUUUAGAUUGAUACUACAGACUACAGUCUAAAAGUUGUGUAUUAUGCAUUCCUUUCUCGGCAUAACUACAAGUGAUUUAUUAACUUCAUGAAUUCUAACAUUAUAAAUUCUGACAAACGCUGCAGGUUUUCUCCAGGUACUAUGUAGUUGCUUGUGUCAGAAAAUUGUUGGAGGAUUGAAUUUAUUCACUUAAAACCAGAGUAGCAAAACACGGGUGCCGACAUUUUACAUGGUUGCUGUGAACUCUGUAUAAACUAAACUAAUAAACUUUACAUAUAGCUGUAACUCCUGUAGCAACUACUGAACCAGCUACACCAUCGAGUCAAACCACACCAUCGAGUCAAACCACACCAUCGAGCCUAACUACACCAUCAAGUCUAACUACACAAUCGACUAAACCAGCCACAUCUGACGUCAGCUCAAAUACUUCCAUGGCAACAUCACCAACAUCAUCAGCUAGAACCAGUCCACCGGGUGAGGCAUCGGGCAAUGAUAAUGAUUCCAGUGGAACAAUUAUUAUUAUCGCUGUUGUGGUACCUGCAGUACUGCUGAUAGUUUUGGUUGUCGUUAUCUGGUGCUUGUGUAAACGCAAGAGGAGAAAUAGGUAAGCUUUUUAAAUUAAAGACAUUAAAGAUGAUGUAAAGUCCUUAAUGUAUACAAACGCUUUGUUUACAUUUUGAACUCAUUGCUACAGGUGUAAAAUAUGAUUAGAUAUAUAUUAUACUGAAUUUUUAAGACUCUUCUGGUUCGCUAUGCUUGCAUAAAUGAAUACAGGCUAGAGAUUCAAUUCAAGAAAGUUUGGAAGGUGCGAAGUAAUAUUUCAAAUCCGAGUUAGUGUUUUAGACGUGGUUUCUAAAUACAAGUGCCAUGAACAAUGGUGAGGCGCAGCCGAGCCAUUGUUCAUGGUACUGGGGAUUUGGAAGCCAAGUUUAAAACACUAACGAGGAUUUGAAAUUGCUUCUCACACAUCAUUAGACUUUCAUAGCAAUGAGGCAUGAAAUUAUUAGAUAUUCAAAAAAGUGAGCGUGGGCAUUAACGAUUACAUUCGCUUGAAAGUUUGCAUGACGUGCAACGAAGCAUUCAGUUCGCUUUCGUCGUGAAUAGAUGAAUUUUGUUGGCAAAAGAGCAUGGUAUCUUCUUAUAAUAUAAGAAAAAGCGGUUUCGAGAACCAGAAAGUGUUGAGCACAGCAUUGUGCACAGUAUUGUCGCUCGGCUGACAAGGUUGGGGAUCCGAAAAACGAUAUAUCAGAUUGUGUGCAUGUGCGAUAUUGGCGCUAUCUGGUGGAAAAUGAAAGAGCCGAAGUGAAUAUAUAUUUUAUAGACGGUAAACAUUACUGGUAAGUUGCUGUAUUAUAGUGUUUAAUUUAAAGCGCUGUUUAUUAUGAUAGUUGGUGAAAAAGUUGGUUUUCCUAUAUUUAUGUAGUUUUCAAACGUUUAGGAAAAGUGUUAGCUAUAAAGUGUAGUUAGAAUAAAUUUCUAAAUACAACUUACUGUAUUUAGAAAUAAUUCUAAACAUAGCAAUUAAAUAUAUUUGCAUAAUCUUUUGUUUACGCCUCAAUUUCCCUAUUGUUCAAAGCCCUUCCCACUUGAAGUAAUUAAAGUCCUGGUCUAGACGGGGUAUCCAGAUAGAUACACGUGAUGUAAAUUAAACCAUGUCAUUGGUCGAAAUGCUAUGAAUAUCUAAUGAUGUAUGAGAAAUAUUAAUAACAUUCCGAUGGUCUGGUCCCAACCAUUGGAAUGUUGGCGUGCGCAGAACGGACUUUACAUCACCUUUAAUGAAUAACUUGGGUUAGCUUGGGUUUCGUAUCAUCCAAUAUGUGACAUAAUAUCGACACAAGUUAAUUAUAUCACGCGAUAGUUUUGUUAAAUAUAAAGAAAUUAAAGUUUCGCAAUUGACAUUUCUUUUAAAUGGAACAACGAAAUUAAUAAAAGAUUUAUCAAUGAGAAUCGUACAAUAGAAAAUACGAAAUUUCAUGCAGUUGUUUUCUCUUUGUAUUUUUCGAACUGCCAAAGAAAUUCAAGUGAUGGACGAUCCAGCAAAAAGAACGGUAUGCACAAACUACUUAUGUACUGUAGUUGUUUCAAUUAAGUCAGCAGUGAGUUAUGUACAACAUCGGAUCACUUUAACGCAACCCACACUCAAGAACAUGUACUACCUCUGCAUGAUCUAACCAUGCUUAAAGGAUUAGAGUCACACCAGGAAUUCGCGAGCUCAAACUCCUGUUGGCGGCCAUUUUUCGGGACGAAUAGAUUAGAUGAUCUAGAAAGUGUUUACAAUCCGUCAUAUAUUUAAACCAUCCUUUUAUAAUCCUUGCUCUUUUUGUGUGAUUUUUAUCAGAAAUGUACCAAACAAGGUAUUUUUAUUGCUAUUUGUUGUAUUUGAGUAAAAUGUAAACAAUAACAAAAGCCCGCAAUGCAUGACCCUGACACUAAUUUUUUAACUCAGCAGUGAGUUCUGUACAACAUCGGAUCACUUUAUGGUAGCUCACAUUCAACUAGAACAUGUACUACCUCUGCAUGAUCUAACCAUGCUUAACCGCUCAGCAGUGAGUUCGUACAAUAUCAGAUCACUUUAAGAUGGCGGCUUACAUUCAAGAACAUGUACUACCUCUAACCUCUGCAUGAUCUAACCAUGCUUAACUCAGCAGUGAGUUCUGUAUAACAUUAGAUCACUUUAAGUUAGCCCACAGUCAAGAACUUUAAUGGAUGCCAUACGUACGCAAUACAAGUGCGUCAGUAACUGAUGUUUUCUUAAUUAACAACGCGUCUUAUUUAGAUACUGCGCACCUGAAGCAGUUCAGCCACAUAGACAGUAAUCUACGAGGGCCAGAUGCUUAUGGAGAUGGACAAGUCAGCGACGCAAACCUUGGUUAUUCAACACCAGAUAGCCAGCGCGUGAUAGUGGAAGCCAACCCAAUGUAUGCAACGCCAGAUAUUAAAAGAAAAGAAGACAAAAGCACCAAUUACAACCCAUCAGCACCUCGAUACGAACCCGUCAAUAUGAAAAAGAGAGAAUCCAAGGAAGAUGAUUCUCAAGCAGAACCUGGAUAUGCGACGCCUGAUUUCAAAAAAAGAGAAAUCAAUCCCGUCAAUUCUUAUCCAGAGCCUGGAUAUGAAACUCCUGAUGUCAAAAAGAAAGAGAUCAGUAUUGCUAGUGCAGAUUCUGCUUAUUCAACGCCAGAUGAAAAUACAAGAGAAAAUAAUGCUGAUAUCGAACGGAUUGAUGUUAACGGAGAUCUUUAUGCUCUGCCGGAUAAAAAUAAAAAUAAAAAUACUAAAAAGGUAAAAAAGGUUUAUUAAUUUGAAAGAGAUGAAUGGUCAUUGAUACAGCAGCAUCUGAAAUUGUCUAAACUAAACUUUUGUCUAUUAAAUUCACUUUAAUUGGACUGCAAAGUUAGUACUCUCAAGAGUUAGGGAAAUCGAUGCAGACAUAAUAGACUUCAUUAUCAAUAUGUUUUUGUUUUGGUUUAUGCAAGAAAUGGUCGGUUGAUCGUCACGUGUGUAUUGUAAUUUGGCUAGAGCAACCAAUAGCUAUGUCUUCAUUUAACCAUUGUGUAAUUUCACGACUGGGUAAUUAAACCAACGCACCGCUAUUGGUUGGUUGGGCGAAAAAACAAUACACAUGCACGUGACGAUGACAGACCAUUUUUUGCAUAAAUCAAGACAAAACAUAGAUAAUGAAGUCUAUUAGGCCACAGUUAAUAUGUCUGCAUCGAGUUCCCUAACCUUCUUAUUCUAUUGUCUUUACCUCCGCUUGUGUACGAUAGAGAACAGAAAGAUCUGAUCUUUUAUUAUAAAUGCAAGAACAAUUUGAUAGAUCUUGACGUGGAACAUUAUGUUGAAACUACGACAAGCAGAACACGCGCGGGAACUUCUCAGCUUUUAAGAUCACAAGCUUGUAAGACUAGCACAUUCCAGGGUUUCUACUUUGUUAGGAUUGUAAAUCUGUGGAACUAUGCAUGUAAAACUGCUCCUUCGAACAGCUUCGACACUCUCUCCUCCUUCAAAACAUACCUCUACAAGACUUGCCUCCAACUUACUGCCACUGCUUACACUCCUGACUUACCUAGCUCACACUCAUUGAUCACGACUGAAUAAUAUCUUCUAUAUCAGUCGUUCUCUUCUUCUCUCUCUUAAUUUCUUUACUUCUUCUCAUGUACUUUUUCUAUUCUAUAUUAAUGUGUUGUUUUGUCUGUACUGUCCUGACUAAUUAAUGGUGAGCACCAUGCAUGGGACCUAUAGUCUCGUUUGUGCUUCUCCAUCUUUGGCACGUUUUUACAUAUUGUUAUUCUUCAGGUUGUGUUAGUUUGUGCUAGUUAUGUACAAUAAUGUGUACCUGUUUGCAUGCGUGCCAAACAAAGCUGUUAAAUUAAAAAAAAAAUUAAAAAAUUAGACACUAAGCAAUGAUCUGACCAUCUUUUGACCAUCUGAUCAACUAUACUUUUACAUGACUGACGUAUAUUCAAUCUACAGAUUAAUGGUUUAAACUACAUGGAUCCUUCACGGUUGGUUUCUGGCAGUCAGGACGGAAAUGAAAACCAGGAUCAAUCUGGCCAACCUACUGAAUAUGCAGAAGUUGUGGGAGUCAUGAAGACAGCGCCGAAAAAAAACAAAAAGAAAAAGUGA